ACUGAGCUUACACGUUGACAGGGUGAGAUUUCAGCUGAAGUUCUCACAAACAGUCCAACGGCAGCUUUUAUACAGCGUGGUAUCGCGUGAAUAUUUCACGAAAGACACUGAAAGGGGAAAAAGCCAGUCUAGAGAGAAACUCCACAAGACCUUGGGGAUAGCCGAACGACUAAAGUCGCUGACUAAGUGUGUCCCCGAGUGUUAAUCGCCAAAAGAAUGAGAUGACUUAGAAUGCCUCAGAAGCCGGACUAGCGUCUUGUUCCAACAGCUCGGAUCAGGAUGUCAAAUUUACCAAAACAAGUUUAAAGAGAUUUAUUGAUCAGGCUCUGUCGCUGUGCCACGUUCGUGAUGGGCCUUUUUCAACACACGGAUGCUACCUCCUUGAUUUUAAUUCUCACUGUUCAGCUGCUUGCCACACAAAGAUCUGAGGCAUACGUUUGCAGAGAACAAAGGUUCGGUUACUUUAACAGCACCGAAUUUCACCAACAUGCUUUCUACUGGUGCCUGCUUUACAUCAAUCAGCUUAGAAUUCAAGACAAUUACAUUGACACUGUGAAUGUGGGCAUUGGACUAAACCACACCGUCGAAUCAACAGAUCUUUCUGACGACAACUUUUGGACAGACCUUUGUGGAAAACUGCACAUACACCAUUUCCCAAGAUUUGGAAACGUAGACGAACUUUGCGAUAGAUGGCGCAGGUGUACGAAGCAAGCAAUCGCGUGCUGUGACGAGCAAGGAAAACGGCACCAAACGCACGCGAAAAACCGUUGCCCAGCAACCUGGGAUGGCUAUGGCUGCUGGAAUGAGGUGGAGGCGGGAAGCCGUGCCGAGAUCUUCUGUCCUACCUUCGAGCCGGAUUUCAUUGCUUAUAGUCGUGCAGUGCGGGAAUGCACGCACAGUGGCACGUGGUUCCGCAAGGAGAACAAGGAGUGGAACAUCUCCUAUGAGUGGACAGAUUAUCGGGAUUGCACGGACAAGAAGGUUUACCUGAUCAAUGUGUACAUAUCGGUAGGAUGUAACGCCCUCAGUAUUAUACUGUUGUUGCCAGCUGUGAUGAUAUUUAUGUCCGUCCCAAGACUGCGGAAGGAGGAGCGCAUUCGGGUCCACACCAACUUCUUCGUGGCACUCCUGCUGUGUAGCACCGUGAACAUAUUGGUACAGAUGCUCCUUACCCACGAUUACCUGAGCAAGGAGAAUAACUCUAAUACUCGAAUGGAGGAAAAUUCGGUCGGCUGUCGCAUUCUUUGGGCCGCACAACUCUACUUCUCCAGCACCACUUUUGCCUGGAUGUUCUGUGAAGGCUACUACCUCCACACGCUGAUAUCACACGCCCUGUCGCCGCAUAUCAACGUGCAGUGGCUUUACAUAGGAGGCUGGGUUGUUCCUGUGCUACCGACCCUUGCCUACUCCAUAGUGCGUAUCCUCAUGAACAAUGAACAGUGCUGGGCUCUAAGCUAUGGCAUGACAAACUGGAUUACCGAUGCCCCAAACUUAUUCUGCAUAGUGGCAAACAUAUAUUUCCUAGUCAGUAUAGCGAGGUCAAUAAAGCGACUGCGUGAACAUCCACAAGAAGAAUCAGCAAGAUCAAAGCGUAUAUGCAGAGCAGUAGUGAUACUGUUCCUACUGUUUGGCCUACAGUGGAUCAUACAGAUCGCCAGAUUACCGAAAGGAACUCGUGGGGAAGCGGAAUAUAACGUAUUCGCCACCACUGUCCGAAACUCGCAGGGCUUUCUCGUAGCUGUGAUAUUCUGCUUCUGUAACAGCGAAGUCCAGGCAUCGGUUCGGGACUCCCAGUUCUGGAGAACUCUACGACGUCUGAGUCGCGAAUCACGCCACAGCGUUCUGACUCAGAUGUCAAAUCUUUCCGGCAGGUCCAGCACCACCGCCAGAGGGCAGUCCGUAAAUUCCGAGACAGCACGAGACAAUUCGUUACAAUCCCAAGGACUCAAAAUGGGGUGUUUUCCGGCAGAGUUUAGAGACGAACAGACUCGUCGCAAGGAAUUAGCUGGACAAGAAGACAGCGAGGAUGAAUACCAAGACGCCCUUCCUGAAAUCAUAGAUAACGGGGAGGAGAGGGCGGUUCCAGGAGACCAGAAUUGUGCCGGCAGGACCGUACAGCAGAGAAUUGCACACUUUCUGGGCAAAUACUUGUCGACUUUUGGUGUAUUUGUCUUCGCAGUAGGCAGCCUCAUCUUAGCCAGUCUUUCUGUUGCGGAACAAGCAGUAUGUAUGCACGUUUAUCUGAACCUGAGUGUUGGCGAUUAUAGUUUCAUUACUGCGGCACGAAUACAGCAAGAUCUCAGGAAAUGGACUAUCGUGUAUGAGAUGACCAAGAACGAAACCAGGGAGUGUUUCAACAAUACGACGCCAAUGAACCAAGCCAUGAAUUCGAACGUUCGCCCCAUGUUGUUUCCAUUUACACUUGAAUUCACCCUUCUUGCCACUAGAAUGCUGUUGGAUCUAUGGCACAGCAGUGAGGCCAACACUACUGGUGCCCGUGGACCGGCCGCGGGCGACUUGCAUAGCACUGGUCGUUCUAGUGACGAUUCCGGUUCAAUUGGUAGCGCAGGGCAACAGUCCAUCAAUGAUGAACGGCAAGCGGCUAGUGUUGACCAUCAUGACCAGGAUGAGUUUAGAGACGAACAGACUCGUCGCAAGGAAUUAGCUGUACAAGAAGACAGCGAGGAUGAAUACCAAGACGCCCUUCCUGAAAUCAUAGAUAACGGGGAGGAGAGGGCGGUUCCAG
This is a messenger RNA of Lingula anatina, 2746 nucleotides long. RefSeq names its product calcitonin gene-related peptide type 1 receptor. Gene Ontology annotation, molecular function: G protein-coupled peptide receptor activity. NCBI's taxonomy places the organism in Eukaryota, Metazoa, Brachiopoda, Lingulata, Lingulida, Lingulidae. Gene Ontology annotation, cellular component: plasma membrane. The record is from RefSeq and is a predicted model, not a curated record. Gene Ontology annotation, biological process: adenylate cyclase-modulating G protein-coupled receptor signaling pathway; cell surface receptor signaling pathway.